Molecule: messenger RNA, 851 nt
Organism: Rotaria sp. Silwood2
Lineage: Eukaryota; Metazoa; Rotifera; Eurotatoria; Philodinida; Philodinidae
Source: the annotation of a GenBank genome assembly
UAUUUAUAUUUGACAAUAGUAUUUGGUCUGAACAGCCAAUUAAACUCGACUCAUUUCGUACACCAUUCUGGCUUGAGAAGAAGCAAUGGUAUGUUAUGUAUAAUCGAUGUAGUGUUAGUGGAUUUUCAUUGCUUUAUUCGGUUCCUUAUUUUAUGAAUGCAUAUCCAUAUUCUAAUAUUAAAGGUAAUCUCAUAGUAGAAGCAACUGGACCGCAAGAUUUGUCAUUCUCGAACAUUAAAUAUCUGAAUAUUCGUUGGACGUCGCCUGUAAAUAAUGAAAUUAUACGUCGAUUUACACACCUUCAACAGCUGUCUGUGAAUGAUUCUGAAAAGAGUUAUCGCAUGAUGAUUGAUGAUAUUAGUCCAUAUGUUGAUAUGUCAAAAAUUACCACAUUUAUCAUAAAUAACUAUUAUACGGAAAUCAAUAUCGACAUGUUUACUCAGUUUAUUCGUUAUAUGUCUCAUUUAUGUGUUCUUGGUGCUUCUAUCACUCUUCUUAAGUUAAUAUCUAUUUACCAUUGGUCAAAUAUUAGCAUUCUAAGAAUUUUAGAUCAAUUUGAAAAUAGAAUUAUUAUAAAAUACGACUUAACAUUAAACGAAAUUGAUGCACUUUUUCGCUCAUUCAGUCAUGUAAAACAACUUCAUUUUAUCAAUGAUAAUAUAUCUAAUCUCUCUGAUUUUCUAAAUAAUUUGCCAAUGACAGUAUCAAAUGUAGUGUUACAACAUCCUAUGAAUGUAGCACCUAUUACUUAUGAUAAAUUCAUCACACGAGAAUGGCUCGAGCAAAAUACACGACUACAUAACUUUACUUACUCAUGUGACAUAAACAAUUGUAUAAGUAUAUGGCUUUAG